AUGACUUCAAUCGUCCAAGCGCUCCACGACCGUAUGGCCACAACCCACCACCAGUCGACUACUGCCACCACACACCAGGAUAACACUCAACCCUCCUUCAGAACACUAACCUUCAUGACUUUUCAUUCCAUUCUCUCGCUAGGCAUCAUCGGGAGUAUCGACUCGAUUCAACCUCCAGAGAGGUACAAGAUUGUCGUCCUGGAUGCAAAAACAAACAAAAUCGUCCUCAGCGCCUGCAAGAUGUUUGACAUCAUGGACAGGAAUGUCACCUUGGUGGAGAUGCUGGAGAGCAAACGUCAGGCGUACGCUUCCCUGGAGGCAGUCUACCUGUUGACGCCGUGCAUGGAGUCGGUUCAGCGGCUGAUGGACGACUAUCCAAGUGACAGCCCCACCGGAAAAUACAAGGCCGCUCACGUCCUCUUUACAGCUCCUCUGGAAGACCGUCUGUUCGAACGAUUGACAAAAUCGCCCGUCUCAAAGUACAUCAAAACACUCAGGGAGCUCUUCAUGGACUUUACAGCCAUUGAGUCAAGAGUGUUUUCCUUGGAGUCUCCUUCAAGUUUCUACACGCUCUACUCGCCCGCAAAGAAAAUGGAGCUUUCUGCAGAAAUGGACUCUAUCGCCAAACAGCUGGUGUCGGUGAUUGCGACGUUGGGCGAUUUCCCUUCGAUCCGAUACUUUCGACCGCCAGAAACCGAGGACGGGAAGCGGACACAGUCCAUGAGACUCGCAGGGUUGCUGCAGAGUGAACUGGAGGCCUAUAUCCGAUCGAACCAAGACAUGGCUGGAAGGCAACAGGGACAAGGGACGAUAUUGAUUCUGGACAGAUCGAUCGAUAUCACGGCGGCAAUCGUGCACGAGUUCACAUACCAGGCCAUGGCGAACGACCUGCUACCGAUCGAGGACGGAACAAAAUUCACCUACGACAUCGAGAACGGCGACGGGACAACCGAGGCGGUUUCGGUGGUGAUUGACGAGUCGGACCAAGUUUUCACUGAUAUCCGCCACGCUCAUAUCGUCGAAACCGCCAGCACGCUGACCUCGAAAUUCAACCAAUUCGUCGCCGAGAACGAGGCGCUGAGGGGCGACUCGGAUAAAGUGGCCUCGCUCAGGAACAUGAAGGACCAGCUCGCCAACCUACCGCAGUUCCAGGACAUGAAGGCCAAAUACUCAACCCAUAUCCAUAUCGCCAAGGAGUGUAUGAGGAUCUUUGAAGAGUCCAAAAUCAAUGAGCUGGGCUUGGUUGAGCAGCAGUUGGCGACUGGAGAGACGGUGGAGGGACAUUUGCCGAAGCAAGUGUUGGCAGAGAUGGUGCCUUUCUUGGAUGAUCCCGAUGUUUCAGGGAUGGACAAGGCGAGGUUGUUGAUGUUGUAUAUGAUCUGUCGUGGGGGGCUGCGGAAUGAGGAUCAGGAGCAGCUUUUGGGUCUUGCCAGGAUGUCGAAUGAUAAUGUUGAGGCCAUCCGUAACCUCGGUCUCCUUGGCGUCAACACCGAGCGAGGUGGAUCGGCACCGAGGUCAAAGAAGAAACCCUUCUAUCCGCGGAAAAAACCCGAGGACGAAGACCAACCCUUCGACCUCUCCCGGUACAUCACAAAGGCCAAGAAAAUCGUCGAGGAGCACAUCAGCGGUACCCUUGACCCAAUCCUCUACCCAUACACCACCGAGGCACCCACUCUCGACUCGCAAGACUCUACACGAUCCCUCCGCAAGACGGCUCAACCGGCCUGGGAGAAGAAACGACCCAACGUCAAGGGAUCGAGGUUGAUGGUUUUCAUUGCGGGAGGGGUCACUUACUCAGAGAUCCGGGCCAUGUAUGAGUUGUGCCAUUCGAUGGGCAGGGAUAUUGUCAUUGGGUCGACUCAUAUUAUUACGCCGAGGCAAUUUAUUUUCAGUUUGAAGGAUUUGGCGAGGGGGCCUUUGAGACCCAUUGCGCCGGUGAUCCCGCCCUAUUCCGCACCAGUCCAUGCACAACAGCAGCAGCAGCAGCGACCAGGACCGGGAGGCUCUCGAACAGUUGGACCAGGACCAGGACCAGGCAAUAACACAAUGCCACCACAAGGCCGAGGUCCGCCACCACAACAAGGAAGCGGUCGCCCAAUGGCUCCUGGAAGCGGCGGCGCUCCAGGACCAGGUGGAAUGCGGACGAUCCAGAAAGAUGCCUCGGGACGGUUUGUGGCACCACCUUCCCCUCAUGGCCCUCCUCGCUCUCCGGCCCUUCCUCAGCAUCCUCCUCAGCACCAUGCACCACCUCCCCCUGAAGAGAAGAAGAAGAACAAGAUGUUUGGUUUUAUUUAA
Linnemannia hyalina is the source of this 2295-nucleotide messenger RNA. The record is from the annotation of a GenBank genome assembly. Lineage: Eukaryota; Fungi; Mortierellomycota; Mortierellomycetes; Mortierellales; Mortierellaceae.